Molecule: messenger RNA, 1760 nt
Organism: Planococcus citri (citrus mealybug)
Lineage: Eukaryota; Metazoa; Arthropoda; Insecta; Hemiptera; Pseudococcidae
Product: arrestin domain-containing protein 3-like
Exons: 6
Coding region: 479-1627 (382 amino acids)
Biological process (GO): protein transport
Cellular component (GO): cytoplasm
Source: RefSeq, a predicted model, not a curated record
AAUCGGAGCUUUUUUGAAUAAGUAAGUAGGAAGUACUAAUGGUAACUUAAUUAUUUAUCAAACAUUUUCUCAUUUCCUCAACGUUUCAAUAAAAGGUUCUUUCUUGAAGGGACACCCAGCCUCAAAAAUAUACCAUUACAUUCAGUUCUUAAUAAUAAUAUUUUAAUGAUUCAUUAAUCAUUACACGUGAAUAAUAAUUUACCUACCUAAACUAAAAAUUGAAAAAAAAAUCAUUUGAAAACUGAUCGAAACAACUGCGUCAUAUCCGAACACACCAUCACCAUCACAAUAUUUCAAAUACUCUUCCAUAAGUUUUAUCAGUUCAUCAACAUCCUGGUUAUGUUCACAAUACGCACAUCCAGCCUAUUUGCUCACAUAAACUUAAUUUUUACAACUAGUCUUGGAAUUUUCAUAGCAUUUUGUAGUGCCUAUUUUCUUCGUUUGGUGUAAAUUAAUCCUCAAUCUUUUCGUUGUUAAAAUGAGUGUAGCAAGAUUUCUUGUUGUGUUGGAUAAAUCAGAUAAAGUGUAUUAUUCCGGAGAAAUUCUGGAAGGCAGAGUAAAGUUGGUGCUUAAUUAUGCAACGCAAUUUAAAGGAGCUAUACUCAAGGUUACCAUUAGAGGAAGAGCCAGUUGUGAAUGGAAUGAAUCAAAAAUGUACAUGAGUACAAAAUGUAAAUACAAUUUCAAGCCUGUUAAUCGAAAAUCAACAGAAACUUAUCUCGAAAGUGAACAGGUUUUAAUCGAGAAAAAAGAAAAUUUUGAAUUACCUAUGGGAGAACAUACCUUUCAGUUCGCUGUAAUGAUACCAUCCCAAGCUCCAUCCUCUUUCAACAGUUCUUAUGGAGUAAUAUCGUAUGAUAUAAAAGCAGAAUUUAAAAUUCCGAUGGACUGCCAUAAAGAAGAAAGAAUCAACUUUAUUGUAAUCAAUCCUCUGAAUUUAGAUUUAUAUCCAAAUUUAAAAAUUCCUUACAGAAGAGAAAAAAGAAAAACUUUCUGUUAUCUGUGGUGCGCUAGUGGUCCUCUUACCAUGGUUGUUAAUCUACCUAAAACUGCCUUCGUUUCAUCCGAAUCGAUUCCAAUCAUCUUAGAAAUCGAUAAUACCAGUAAUAAAAUUUACGUAGAUGCAGUUGAUAUUUAUUUGAAACGGGAAAUAAAUUGGAUAGCAGAUGGAUUCCGCAUAAGUCAAAACAGUACUCUUGAAAAAUUACGCUUAGGAUUGAAUGGAUUGGGAGAAGGCCAGUCACACUCGUGGAAUGAAAAUUUCACAGUUCCCGAUGUUGUGUUUCCAUUCUUGGGGCAUUGCUCUGUCAUGAAGAUUAAACACGAGUUACAUAUCGAAGCUGUAGUCUCUGGAUUUUUUUCGAACCUGAGUAUGCAUAUUCCCAUCACGAUCGGUAAUGUCCUUUCAGACGAAGAUCCAAAUGCUCCGAAUGUUAUACCGCAAUGCAUCAAGGAUCAAAUAUUCACCAGGGGUGCUUCAAGUUGUAGCUCACGGCGAUCUGUCGACUCGUCGGACAGUUCUCGUAAUAUUUCUGGCUCGUUCUGUGGCUCUGAUGGUGGUGAAAGUACAUCUGAUGAUGAUUCCGAUGAUUCUAAUGAUUCUACAGAAACAGAAUGCAAUAGAUGAACUGGGUAGGUAUAUAUGUAGAUUAAUUCCACAGAGGAUCAGUGAAUAUGAAUCUACGUGAUCCACAGGCAUUACAACGUUAAAAAAGACUUCAAAAUGUAUGUGAAUUUUCAGAAAUUUGUCGUAAUUUGAA